AUGCAACUUCUCGAAAGAAAUUUGAGUUCCUCAAGGUAUGUGCUUUUUGACAAGGUAAAGGGGGGGAGGGAAUAAUUGUAGGCAGGCCCCAGCGAUGUCAGCAUAUGCCGUGUGCCAUAUUGGUUGCUAGGUUUAGAGAGAUGCUUCUGAGUGAUGAAAUGACUUAUGUGAGCAUAGCCCAAUAGCUCUAUCUCAGGCAUCCCCAAACUCAGCCCUCCAGCUGUUUUGAGACUACAACUCACAUCAUCCCUAGCGAGCAGGACCAGUGGUCAGGGAUGAUGAAGAAGAAGAGUUUGGAUAUGAUUUCCCGCUUUAUCACUACCCUAAGGAGUCUCAAAGUGGCUAACAAUCUCCUUUCCCUUCCUCCCCCCACAACAAACACUCUGUGAGAUGGUGGGGCUGAGAGACUUCAAAGAAGUGUGACUAGCCCAAGGUCCCCCAGCAGCUGCAUGUGAAGGAGCGGGGAAUCAAACCCGAUUCACCAGAUUACGAGUCUACCACUCUUAACCACUACACCACACUGGCUCUCAUUACACCCACUGGAUGAUGGGAAUUGUAGUCCCAAAACAGCUGGAGGGCUGUGUUUGGGGGUGUCUGCUCUAUCUGGUCACCUCCAUACAACAACCUGGCAGUUGCAUUAAAGGAUGGAGGCUUGGAGGUUUUCAGACUUUUAAAGAACAGGUACAAAUUGCUCAUUUUUCAACAGCCAGUCUAGAUAUCACUAGUGCAUGAAUUUCUGUGGCUUAGGACUGCCUUCUGCAGGAAAAGACAUGGUUGUUUUAUGAGGCAGCUAAGAAAGGUAGACAGUCACCCUUCUCACUUGAGCAGCACCACAUUAAGAGGCAGCACCAGUUUAGGGAGCACCUCCAAGCUGCAAGCUCGUGCCUUAUGGGGUAGUCCGACCUCAUACCACAUUGGUCAUAUGCAUAACCUAGGUUAAUAAUGUAUUUGGAUUUCAUUUCAGUUUUUUCAUCCAUAUGCAGGGCCGUAGCUAGGGGGUGGCGAGGUGGGCCCCUGCCAGGGGCGCAGGAGAGGGGCACGCGCAAAAUCGGCUUUAAAUAUGUCCAAAAUUACAUCUAUAAAUAAAAAUAUCAAUUAUUGCCUCAUAAGAAAAGGUUUUUAACAGAGGGUGAAUUGAAUGGGUGGAGGGGUUGGGGUUGAAGGAGAGGCAGAAAGAAGAGCUAAUUUUUCCAUGGCUAGGGGGCGCAAUCUGGACAGUUCUGCCAGGGGCGCAAGAUCACCUAGCUACGGCUCUGUCCAUAUGCAGCGGUUCCUUGCUGCCACCAGAAAGUUCAGGGUUUCAGGCCCCUCCUUGGGGUCAGGCUUAGGGGAUUCUCCAGUGUAGCAUUUCACAGAGGACUUCCGUCUUGUCCCUAGUGACUCUGAGAGACCCAUGGCCGUAAGUGGAAGUGGUGAUGACAUGUAGCCAUAGGUUGCAGAAGUGGUUGUAAGAGUGAGUGUGAACAGGUUGCAGGAAAGUGCGUGCCCUACUGGGGGCAUGGCCGUCUGUCAUGGAUGCUUUAGCUGAGAUUCAUGCAUUGAAAUAACUGCUCUUUCCCCCCUUCUGUAGGAAGUUCUGCACCAUCAUGAUGAAGCUGAUUGUUUUCGUUCUCUUAGCUGUCUUAAUUCCUGCAAAAUAUGCAAGUGAUCAGCAGUCCUGUGGUUAUCCAUGUAUUCCAGAGAGUCAGAUUAACCAGAAGAUCCAGGAAGCAGUUGAUUCCAAAGGUAUUUGGAUAGGAUAAUAAUAAUAAUAAUAAUAAUUAUUAUUAUUUAUUAUUUAUACCCCGCCCAUCUGGCUGAGUUUCCCCAGCCACUCUGGGCGGCUCCCAAUCAAGUGUUAAAAACAGUACAGCGUUACAUAUUAAAAACUUCCCUGAACAGGGCUGCCUUAAGAUGUCUUCUGAAUGUCAGGUAAUUGUUUAUCUCUUUGACAUCUGAUGGGAGGGCGUUCCACAGGGCAGGCGCCACUACCGAGAAGGCCCUCUGUCUGGUUCCCUGUAGCCUCACUUCUCGCAAUGAGGGAACCGCCAGAAGGCCCUCAGCGCUGGAUCUCAGUGUCCGGGCUGAACGAUGGGGGUGGAAACGUUCCUUCAGGUAUACAGGACCGAGGCCGUUUAGGGCUUUAAAGGUCAGCACCAACACUUUGAAUCGUGCUCGGAAAUGUACUGGGAGCCAAUGCAGAUCUCUCAGAACUGGUGUUAUGUGGUCCCAGCGGCCAGUCCCAGUCACCAGUCUAGCUGCCACAUUCUGGAUUAAUUGCAGUUUCUGGGUCACCUUCAAAGGUAGCCCCAUGUAGAGCGUGUUGCAGUAGUCCAAGCGUGAGAUAACUAGAGCAUGUACCACUCUGGCGAGACAGUUCGCGGGCAGGUAGGGUCUUAGCCUGCGUACCAGAUGGAGCUGGUAGACAGCUGCCCUGGACACAGAGUUAACCUGCGCCUCCAUGGACAGCUGUGAGUCCAAAAUGACUCCCAGGCUGCACACCUGGUCCUUCAGGGGCACAGUUAUCCCAUUCAAGACCAGGGAGUCCCCCACACCCACCCGCUCCCUGUCCCCAAAACAGUACUUCUGUCUUGUCAGGAUUCAACCUCAAUCUGUUAGCCGCCAUCCAUCCUCCAACCGCCUCCAGGCACUCACACAGGACCUUCACCGCCUUCACUGGUUCUGAUUUAAAGGAGAGGUAGAGCUGGGUGUCAUCUGCAUACUGAUGAACACCCAGUUCAAACCCCCUGAUAAUCUCUCCCAGCAGCUUCAUAUAGAUAUUAAAAAGCAUGGGGGAGAGGACGGAACCGUGAGGCACCCCACAAGUGAGAGCCCAGGGGUCUGAACACUCAUCCCCCGCACCACUUUCUGGACAUGGCCCAGGAGGAAGGAGCGGAACCACUGUAUGACAGUGCCUCCAGCUCCCAGCCCCCCUAGACAGUCCAGAAGGAUGUUAUGGUCGAUGGUGUCAAGGGCCGCUGAGAGAUCCAGCAGAACUAGGAAACAGCUCUCACCUUUGUCCCUAGCCCGCCGGAGAUCAUCAACCAGCCCGACCAAGGCAGUUUCAGUCCCAUGGUGAGGCCUGAAUCCCGAUUGGAAGGGAUCCAAAUGGUCUGCUUCCUUCAGGCGUGCUUGGAGUUGUUCAGCAACCACCCGCUCAAUCACCUUGCCCAAGAAUGGUAGAUUUGAGACUGGGCGAUAGUUGGCCAAAUUGGCCGGGUCUAAAGAUGUUUUUUAAGAAGCGGUUUAAUGACCGCCUCUUUCAGCGAGUCUGGGAAGGCUCCCUCACAGAGGGAAGCAUUCACCACCCCGCAGAGCCCAUCGCCCAGCCCUUCCCGGCUCACUUUUAUCAGCCAGGAUGGGCAAGGAUCAAGGAGACAGGUGGCUGGUUUCACUUGUCCAAGCAGCCUGUCCACAUCCCCGGAGGUAACAGAUUGGAAUUGAUCCCAUGUAACAGGACCAGACAGAACUCUAGCACCCUCCCGCCCUGGCCCUGCUCCCACGGUGGAGUCUACCUCCUUCUGAAUCUGAGCGACUUUAUCUGCAAAAACUUUGCAAAAGCAUUGCAGGAGAUCUUGGGGUCCCUACCAGGCCCCGGUGGUACAGGUGGUUCCGAUAGAUUGCGAACCACCUGAAAAAGUCUCCUGCUGCUGUUUUCUGCAGAUGCAAUGGAGGCGGCGAAGAAGGCCCUCUUCGCCGUCGCCAUUGCCACUUGGUAGGCUCAGCGUUGAGCUCUAGCCCGUGUCCAGUCUGAUUCAGAAUGAGUUUUCCGCCACCGGCGCUCUAGCCAUCUCAACGAUUGUUUCAUUGCCCUCAGCUCCGGGGAAAACCACGGGGCUGUCCGGGCUCCAUGCAAUCGGAGAGGGCGCUUCGGAGCCAGACAGUCAAUAGCCCUGGUUAACUCCGCAUUCCAGCAUGCCACCAGGGAAUCAGCUGAAAGGCCAUCAACUUGGGAUAAAACAUCCCCUACCACUCUCUGGAAGCCAAUUGGAUCCAUUAAGUGGCGGGGGCAGACCAUCCGAAUCGGUCCCACCUCCCUGCAGAGGGGAAGGGUUGCGGAGAAGUCCAGUUGCACCAGGAAGUGAUCUGACCAUGACACUUCUUUUGUUUCGCUUUUAGUUAGUGUCAUAUCACCAACAUCCGUAGGCCCCUUUAUGAUGUUUGAAGCUCUGCGCCCCAUUGUCAUUCUAAGAUUCCCAGUUUCAUCCAGGACUGUCUGUUUCUAAUUAAAAGUCAUAGGACUUCUUUUGAAGAUCUGGGAACCCAGGGUUAUCACCAAAGUUUUACCCUGAACCAUAAUCCGAUUACUCAUACCAGAAAAGUCCUUAUAUGUUUUUUGUUUUUGCUAGAUUAAAGUUUGUUAACGUGAACAUCUUCAGGUUCUACUGAUAUAUAGCUUGUACAAGAAAUCCAAAAAGAUUCAUGUGAUAUCUAUAACAUGGGAAUCAGUCUUGAAUCUUGGGCUGGUAUUAGGGCAGUGUUUUUAACUAUGGGUCUGACAAGCCACUCUUCUCUGCCUGUCGUGUAAGUUCCCACCUUAUUUCCAUGCCUUCCUGUGAAACAUAAACAUGAGAAAGGCAAGUGGAAUAUGACACCUACAGCCCAAACAUGAAAGUGUUCAAUCAUUGUUGCAUUUGUCCUCUUCAGUGUAGCCCCUGGCCUGACCUGCUGUCAGAAAUAAUCCCAUGGGAGAAUGGGACUUUUGUGGCCUGGAGAGGCAUAACACCUAUAAACUUGAGGGGGAUUUCUGUUGUGGUUAAAUAUGCACACACACACACACACACACACACACACACACACAAUGCAUUUAAAGCAUCCUCCUCCCAGUAUCCCAGGAACUCUAUUUUACUUCUCACAGAACUACAACUCCCAGCACCCUUAACAAAUUACAGUUCCAAGGAUUCUUUUGGGGACAAAUGUGUUUUAAAUGUGUGUUGUGGUCACACUUCAGAUUGAUUUCCCUAUUGCUUGCAACUGUUUAAAUAGCAGGAGGAACAAAGAAAGCAUUUUCUAUUUGAGCAAGGAUGUCAUGUAGUAUAACCUGAACUCUCAUGACUCUUCUUGCAGUGUCCUCUGUCCUGUUGAAGAGCCAGCUGGUUUGCACAGAUGCAUUUGCACGUGCUGCUGAUGCCCACUGCCCUUCAGGUGAGACACUUUGCUGGGAGAGGAGAACAGAUUGGGAGGAAAUUAGAAGUGGGCUCAUGGUGGCCAGAAGGGCAAGAACAGAACUCCCUCUGUGGGUAGAUGCAAAACACAUUUCCACAAACCUCUGCUUCCUUUGUGCAGAUGUCAGUAUAAAAUAUAAGCUCAGAGCUGGAGGCAGCUGGUUGGGUUGCUUAGCUGGAUCAUUAGCACAGCAUGCACUUGCAUCUUUACUUGCUGGUGGAAGGACAACAAGGAGGGAGCCAGUCUAACUUCUCUAGGGAGGGAUUUCUAAAGUUUGGGAGCAGCCACUGAGAAGGCCCUCUCCUGUGAAUUGGACCCAGAAACAGACCAGUGGAGCUAUUGUCACAAGGGAGUUGUAUGCUCCCUCCAUACCAUGGCGAUUCAACGCUCUGCUGCCUGUCUCUCUAACUUUUCUUUUCCACUCUCAGGUCACAAGGCCACUGGAUGUGCCUGUGGAAUGGCUUGUGGUUCCUGGGAUAUUCGUGGUGAUACUGCCUGCCACUGCCAGUGUGCCAACAUUGACUGGACUUCUGCCCGCUGCUGCAAAGUGGCCAUUGUUGGCUGAUGGCUCCUUCGCUACCUGUUGGCUGCAGCUUCUAUGCUCGAUAAAUCUGCAUCUAUAAUUUUCUGAACAGUCUCGUGCUCAAUUUUUUUUUUAUUGACUUAAGAAAAUUAUACAGACAGCAAAACGAAGAAGCCUCAAUUAACAUUGCCUUCUACCGAUAAGAAAUAAUAAUAACUAUUACAAUAAUGAAAAUACUAAAAAUACAUUUACUUCCCCUUUUGAACUUCUAUUCUGGUUACAAUAUAUUACUAUUCUAUAAGAAUCUAUUAAAUCCUUUGCUGUCCCAUAUAUUAUUUUAUUUCCCAAAUUCAACCUAACCCUCCCCUCCUCCCCACUGC
This is a messenger RNA of Podarcis lilfordi (Lilford's wall lizard), 6048 nucleotides long. The record is from the annotation of a GenBank genome assembly. NCBI's taxonomy places the organism in Eukaryota, Metazoa, Chordata, Lepidosauria, Squamata, Lacertidae.